AUGUCUCUCCCACGCCUCAUCACCAAGAGCAAAGAUGAUGGCUACUCUCCAGUAGUCUCGUCACCGCUCAACCCUGAGAGCUGCUACCAGACACCAACGUUCCAGCAGUAUAAGACUCAAAGAAGAAUCACUUUAGCUGGACGUCCAACUUCAAAGCAGAGGAGCCCUACCCAGCUUCUGAUGAGGAACAAGGCAGCCAUGGCUUUCCACCACCACGCUAUCGCAGUUAGCCAAUCUAGGGGCCAUCAUGACCUAUGGGCGGCCAGCGGCGAUAUCGGCGCCGGGAGGAGAAGGCCGUCAUCGCACUUGGUGCACUUCGGCGCAGAAGGGAGGACGCUCCGCUGCCCAACCAAGAUUUCUGGCAGGAACAACAUCAGCAGCACUAUCAACACGUCACCCCCAAAACAAGCAAUAUUCCCCGCGCCCGUGGGUGUCUCCUUCGACAGUCUCAUCAGCAGUUCCGUCUGCGACGAAGAUGACGAUGAUUUCGAAAUGGAGGAAGAAGACAAGGUGCAUCUGCUGACGCUGCAGGUGGACGGUGACGAUUUCACGGUCGACUUUUCCGGCGUCACCAUCGACCGCAUGCCAACAAGGAAUCGCACGACGACGAUGACAACGACGACGGCUAGGGCAGUGCUCAUGCCAAGGCCCCGAACCAUUCGGGAUGUGUUGGCGACCCCUGGGAGGAUGCUGGCCGGGCUUGUCGUCGUCUGCUGCUUAUUAUUACUUUUCUUUGUCAAAAUUCAAGCGCUGUUUAGCAACUGGUUUAUGCGGUGA
Molecule: messenger RNA, 777 nt
Organism: Pyricularia grisea
Lineage: Eukaryota; Fungi; Ascomycota; Sordariomycetes; Magnaporthales; Pyriculariaceae
Exons: 1
Coding region: 1-777 (258 amino acids)
Source: RefSeq, a predicted model, not a curated record